CAAUGAUAAAAGGUUAGUCCACUUCAUAACUUGGUGUGUAUCGGACGCAUGUGUCGUAUUCUCUACCUCCGCAAUUGAAAAGUUCGUCUAGAGUUGAGUUGUGCUAUCAACCACUUCAAUGUGUGUUUCGUGUUCAAAAACAAACAAGUUUGACAAAAUUGGAAACGAAGAUUCACGAAAUAAGAGUUCUAUCUUUAACAACACAAACUGAUCUAGCUUGUUCCUCGAAUGCAAAACAUAUUAAAACAUAUUUAAUCGUGUAAACAGAGCGAACUCAUGCUUAAAUUAGAAAGUUAAGUCAAAUGUUUAUAACUCAGUGCGCACAACAGCUAGGAUAAGCAAUUUAUUAAAAAUGUUUAUACAGUGAAGAAUUUGAGCCCUCUGACAACAGCGUGUUUUCCAUGUAAAAAGUGUAAUAAAAUCAUAACAAAUAAAUUUCAACUAAUGCAGUUAACUUAUUUUUUAACAUGUAUAUACAGUAAAUUAGUAACUAAACGUUUUGCACUCGCUUAGCUAUUGGGAUGAAGCUAGCAGAAACAUAUGAUAGAAAAUUAAGUAAAUUUUUCUAACAUUAAUAACGAUAAAAGUGAUACGAAAAUAAAAAAAACGAUAAGAGUGCCGAGUGAAAAUCGCCAAUAGCAACAAAUUAACGAUGUUCACCCCAACAAAACUCAAACAAUAAAUUUGCAACAAAACCAGCGAGAGGCAUGGCAGGAUACAACGAAUUUUGUCAAGACAUAUCUCAAAGUAACCACAAAGUAAAACAAAAUCAAAACAAAAAGCGAAAUAAGUGCUCGCAUGCAUAUUUCCAAAAAUAUCAUUUGAGUGAGCCCAAAGAAAAAAUAUGCGAAACUUUGCACAGCAGCGCUUGCAACGAGUUGGUAGCUACAACGAAAGUGGGCAUUCCAGCCUCUACUAUAAUUCCGUUUGAACUUGCGUAUCUGAUAUUGAAACGGCGUGAAAAAGAACGUGAGGAGACAGCAUUGGGAACGCAGUCGACUGCCGCCGCCUACGAAAUCGGGAAACAGCCAAAUUUUCUGCAUGCCACCAAGAAUGCUUAUGAUUUAUUCGCGGCCAAAAUGCUGCAACUUUCCAAUGUCGCUAUUGAUACUAAAUACAAAUACAACAAACGAAGGCGUACACAUAUGAAAACGAACGUAUUGGCUGAUGACUGUGUAAGCAAUUGCGAAACUCCAUGUAGCCGACAAAAGCCACGACAACAGCCGAGGUCAAAGCAAAUUAGUGCGCCAGGGCAAUCAGCAACCAACAACUUCCAACACUGGCCAAAUAUUGUUGGCGCUGCGACAACUUCACCAGCAACUAAGUUGCUAGCAGCGCCAGCAAUUACAAUGCAUGCCACCAACGUUGCUGAAAUGUCGACUGCAGUCUUGCGGUCAGACGUUAGUACCUGCAUGUGUUCUGACACGAUCACAAGAACAACUGCGAGUGGUGAGUUCGCCUCCUCCUCCCCUCUGAGGAGCGAAGUAUUUUUAGUUGCAACACCCAAAUCAAGUAGCAGCCAGCAUACUAGAAUGCCAUCAACUAUAAAGUCAAUUGGUAAGCCAAUUACAAUAACAAAAACAAUCAAAACCGGCGUAUUAAGCUUAGUACGAAAUGCAUUUUUAAUGGUUGGUUUAUUAUUAACGGUAUUGACACUGCAACGUGUGAGCGGACAGUACCUUUUAUCGAUAGCUACAACUACAGCGGCUGCGACAACAACCACAACAGAAGCAACUACAACAAGAAGCAUGUUUGCUAUUGUAGCAGCAAAACGUGCAGGCUUAACAACAACAAAUCCUGUGAGUUCUGCAUAUGAUAAAUCAAUGUACGAUAUAAAUCAAAUAGAUAAUUAUAAUGAUAGGCAAGCGAGUUAUCAAAGUGAACCACACAGAAAAAAACCAAAAACAAAAAAACAGAGUGAACAAACACAACACAGUGAGCAAACGCUGUUGCCACAAACUCAAUGGCCAGUAACUGAUUUUGACGCGCACUCGUCCAAUCGGUGGCAAAAUCCGGUGGGCGUUUUGUCAAGUGCCGCUACAAACACCAAAUACAAAUUUACGCCGCGCAGUUAUGAAGCCGAAGAUCAAUCGUACACCGGCAGUUGGCGUACAACUAUCCAGUGCAACAAAUCAUUUACACACGCUCCAACGAGUACAAGUACAACGAGUCGAUCUCCAAUCCACGAAAGUAAUCAACGCAGCUAUUUCAGCUACUUGUCUACAGCAAUGCCAAAACUACAAAGCGCGCAUGAGCACAACAAUAGUCUGAUACCAUUUAGUAAACAUAUUUAUAACCAAUCGAAAAAAAGAAAAUUAUUUAAUGUGGCACAAGCCGGAGGGCGCCAACAGCAAUUAGCAACUUUGCAACGUAGCAGGCGAAGUGCAGUCGGUUCCAUUGUUACACAAAGCCAAAGUAACAAUUCAAAAUUGCACUUCACUAGCAAUAUAAAUACUGAAUACCAGCAACAACACAAUUUUAAUAAACGCACUUUCCAGGAUCAGCUUUUUACAGCAUCAGCUGUUGCUGACGAAAGCACCGAUAGCACUGCAGCUGUUGGUAUUGAUAACAAUUCAAAUAUCAGCACCAAUAGUUACGCCAUUAAACACUCGAAUGGGUUUAAGGACUCAAGUCGGAACAAGGAGCAUAAUAUAAAUGACCAAAAGCUGCUUAAAUUGGUAAUGGACGGGUUGGGUCUACAACAAUUACCGAAUAUGAAAAAAGUUAACAUUAGUCAACAUGAAUAUGUGACCAAGUAUCGGGAAUAUUUGCGACGCGUGCAUGAACGUAAGCGACGUGAACUAUCUGAAUUGCCAUAUACUUUAGGAAAUAAAUCUGAAUGGGAAUUAGAAAAGGUGCCGCUACAUAUAGUAAGCAUUGCUCCGAAUGUCACGGAAUACGGAACUUAUACGCGUCGAAAACGAAACAUACAAGAUUUCUUGGAAGAUUUCCACCCCAACAAAGAUGGCGAAACUGUUACUGACAACUUCUUGUUGCCACGCAAGCAGCGAAACAAUGACGGCAAAGCGCGCCAAAAACAAAAGGGCAGAACAACUAUGAUUCUGCAUUUUGCGCUGGAGAAAAACGCUGCGCAAUUGCAAGCCGGCGAUGUCGAAGAAGCCAACAUACGACUUAUGUUAAUACACAGCUCAGCUUUGGCAGUCAAGUCUAAUAAGAAAAAGCAGAAAUCCAAAAAUCGGCCAUGUGGCAGCAAAAGCGGAGAGAAAAGUAGUAGAGGACAUUCUAACGCCACGGCGGUCAAUAAUAAGCAGUUGCAUAUUUUGACUUUGAAGGUAUAUCAACGCUUGGCACAUGGUAAGCGCGUGUGGCUCGAUAGCAGUAAAGUAAACAUCGAGCUAGAUCAGAGUCACACAGAUGAUACGCACAGCCAAUGGCUGCAAUUCGAUGUAACAAAAGCUGUGGAGACGUGGUUGCGCGAGCAGCGCUCCAAUCUGGGCUUGGAGGUGCAGUGUGACAAUUGCCAACGUGUUGGUGUACGCAUACUAAACGACAUGUCAUCGCCAACCAAUGCCGACGAUACAGACGCCGACGAUGCACAAUUAAUGCCGAUUUUGAAUAUAAUUGGUCGACUUGGCGUGUCCUACAAGGAGAUCAGAUCCAACAAACAUUCCAAUUCCGCUGAGGCGACACAUCACCAUCACAAUGUGGCCACAUUCUCUAAUGGCCGACAACGGCCCAAGGGAGCAAUUGAUAAACAUGCCUGUCACAAGGCCAAUCAACGAUGCUGUCGGCACACAAUGGAGGUGGUAUUCAAGGAAAUCAAAGGUUUUGAAUUCAUAAUACAGCCAAAGGUAUUCGAUGCUGGGUACUGUCAUGGCCGUUGUCCGCCGCGUUAUAAUCCCGCCCACCAUCACGCCAUGCUGCAGAGCCUCAUAUGGAAGCAAAAUCGCGAGCGCGCACCACGUCCCUGUUGUGCGCCUUCGAAACUAGUCGAACUUGAAGUAUUACAUGUGGACGAGAAAGACAGUGAAAAACUGAAGAUCUCCACGUGGACUGACAUGCGUGUGGUUGAGUGUGCCUGUUCAUGAAUAUAGCACAGCCACCACAGCGAUGCCGUUUCUGCUAUUCCAAUAGCAAUAACUGUCUAUUGGCCAGUAAGACUACAAUUGUGUGAUAGCGGAAUGAGUUCUAUAGUAUUUAAUAUCAAUUAUUUAUUUAUACACUACAUAUACACAUACAUAUACGGACAUAUGUCCAGCCACUAUAAACGGGCUUAAUAUUUAUUCAUAUAGUACACAGAAUCGAGUAAUCAUACAUAUAUACACUUACAUAUGUAUAUAUUAUAUUUAACAAUUUUUUAUGCAUAAGUUGUUUUUACAUUGUCUAAGUUUUCACCUUAAGCUGAUUGCACAGUGUGCUAACGUGCUUUAUACUUUUACUUUUCCAUAUACUUUUCUAUACAUGUAUGUAUGUAAAUUGCCGUUGCCGAAAUACCGUUCUUAUUUGUUGAUAUACAAAUGUGAUAAGUCCAAAAACAAAACAAUAUUAAUAUACAUAUGUACAUAUGAACGCCUUUAACAUAUAAUAAAAAUUUGACACCAGUUUUUUGC
Molecule: messenger RNA, 4571 nt
Organism: Zeugodacus cucurbitae (melon fly)
Lineage: Eukaryota; Metazoa; Arthropoda; Insecta; Diptera; Tephritidae
Gene: mav
Exons: 4
Coding region: 708-4049 (1113 amino acids)
Biological process (GO): SMAD protein signal transduction; BMP signaling pathway
Cellular component (GO): extracellular region
Molecular function (GO): growth factor activity; cytokine activity
Source: RefSeq, a predicted model, not a curated record